CUAACUAAUUAACUUUAGAUUUUACUAUUUAGUUCUAUCCGUUCGUGAUUAGCCUGGAGAAUAUUAUUUAUGCUGGUUAACCGUCUUAUGUUUCAUUUGAUUUUUUUUUCGACCAAUCACGUCGAAUGUGUCAUGAAAAUUUCGUAUACGAAUCAUCUACAGUUUCCGUUCUAUGUAAAAUUCCAAAAACAUACAUAACCUUAGUUUUGGGUUUUAUCAGAAAAAUUUAUUGGUUCAAGUUUGUCAUUCGGAGGCGUGUAAAUUAUUAAUGAAUUUCCGUACUCUCUUUUUAUGAAAAUAAUCAGUGUUAACAGGCCUUUUCAUUUGUGAACAAGACAAAUAAAGCAAUAUGGGAAUUCCAGGAUCUAAAAGACAGGAAGCUGGCGAUGAUAUAAUAUCCAAGAAGUCGUUAGAGGCCGUUAAAGAGAGUAUAAAUUUUUUGAAACGUCAUGCAAGAGAGGAAGGACUAUUCCGUAGAGCAGGUCGACGGGAAUUACGAAAACAAAUUUUGGGUGCAUUGACGCGAGGAGAGAAGCCUGAUUUUGAAAAUGCAAGUGGCGCCCUCGAAUGUGCCGCGGCUUUACAACUGUUUCUGAGUCAACUAAAAAGACCCGUUAUGCCUCAGCACGUUCAACAGUUGAUUCUGGCUGAUAACCCUGGCGUGACGGCACACACUGUUGCUAAGGAUGCGUUGGGACUAAUUCGUCAGGACGUCGGAGGUCGUCACGGUGAACUCUUGGCUGACCUUUUGUGUCUCCUACGAUAUCUCACUUUGGCUGCUCCGCCGUCGGAAUGUUCUGAAUUGCAAGGUUCACCGCUGCCUAUCGCUCUGCUGCCUGUGUUUUUUGCGUUAACACCUGCGGAUUUGAACAAAUGGCAACAGGUUGCAACUCGAUUCAGCGAAUUGAUAACUGAAGCCCCAGAACAACUUGGUGUCAAUUCAGAUUUUGACAACGACGUCAUUGACAACGCAAGUGAUAUGGAAACCACAGAUACAGAGGAAUCCGAACAAUUGUCAAGAUUACGGGAAUUCUCAUUGCUUUUUCCUAUUAUAAGACUUGCUGAUGAUCAUAAUGCUCAUCAAGUAGGAGAAAUUGCCAGAGUCUUGGCCGCUCCUCUUCGACGUCCUCGGCUAGCUGGCAGGUUACAUCCUGCCAUCUCGCAUUCUGCUAGAUAAAUCAGUAUUACUUUAUUAAAGAGGAGAUUAAAUAUUUCUUAUAUCGAUGAAGGAACAGCGCUGGAUAAUAAACUGGUAAUUUAUUUAUUUGUUUUUUAUAGAUUAAUAGACGUUUACAAAAUACUGCAUUCGCGACACGUAAAAAUACAAGUCGAACACUGGAAUUAGAAAAACGGUGCUUUGGUUUUUUAAAUAGCUUAACUAUAUUCAUGAUGAUACUUGAACAUUAAAAAAGUUUCAAGUAUAUAAUAAAAUUCGUAAUUCCUUGUAUCCAAGAUUAUUAGAAGUUAUAAAGAUCUUUAACUAAAUAUUUCAAACAAUAUAACAUCAUUUAACAUUUUAAUAUUAGACAGUUAAUUAUUAGCACGUGACAAUAAUAUCUGCAAUGUUAUAAUGUACUUGCCUAAAAAGUAAAACAAGGAAGUGCUUAUAGAGAUACAUUAUAAGUUUAAAAAUAUAUAUCUAUGUUACUCCUAGAGCACGUUAUCUUGUUUUUCUUUGUUCCUUUUUCUAACUAUGGGAUAUAAGCACCAUAUUUUUCAAGAAAUCAUUUGUGCCCACGUACGAGUGUCUGUUCCUCUGAGAAAUGUUAAUACGGUUGAAUAA
Messenger RNA from Cephus cinctus (wheat stem sawfly), 1783 nucleotides. RefSeq lists its product as uncharacterized. The transcript is spliced from 7 exons. Gene Ontology annotation, biological process: signal transduction. The coding region runs from base 350 to 1177 and encodes 275 amino acids. The record is from RefSeq and is a predicted model, not a curated record. NCBI's taxonomy places the organism in Eukaryota, Metazoa, Arthropoda, Insecta, Hymenoptera, Cephidae.